This is a messenger RNA of Cylicocyclus nassatus, 781 nucleotides long. NCBI's taxonomy places the organism in Eukaryota, Metazoa, Nematoda, Chromadorea, Rhabditida, Strongylidae. The record is from the annotation of a GenBank genome assembly.
GCACGUAAGAAUCGAUCGUAACAAAUAUGUUAUCAUCAACAUAGCAGUUGUUGAGAUCGACGAAACGGAACAAUUUACCAUGGAAACCCAAUUCACAAAUGAAAACUAUGGAAUUCCAUACGAUUUCGGCAGCGUAAUGCACUACUCGGCGAGAAGCUUUGGAGUUAAAAAUAAAAUCGUGAUAAUGCCUGCCGAUGAGAACUACAUAGAGACUAUGGGUUCACCAUUCGUUUCAUUCUAUGAUCUGCUCAUGAUGAAUAUCCUCUACAAAUGUCUUGACAGAUGCAAAGGAAAACCCGACUUGGUUAGAUGCAAAAUGGGAGGUUUCCCAAAUCCUAGAGAUUGCUCAAAGUGCGUUUGUCCCUCAGGAUAUGGAGGCAGGCUAUGCGAUAAACUGCCACCUGGUUGCGGGAAAAUACUGGAAGCUACCACUUCUUGGCAGUACUUGAAUACAACCACCGGGUAUGAAGGAGUAACAAGAACCGACCAGAAAGUGGAUUUCAAAAAAUGUCAUUACUGGAUACAGGCUCCUGAGAAAAGGAAAAUAGAAAUAAGGAUUAUGCACUAUUCUCCGGAUGCGCCUAGCGAAGGAUGCUUCUUUGGAGGAUUUGAGAUCAAAUCACAAAGAGAUCAAGGCAUGACUGGUUAUAGGUUCUGCUCUUCUGCAUAUCUCGGAAAAAAUUUUGUGUCACACGGCAACCUUCUGCCGGUCAUUACGUACAGUAGAGUCUGGCCAAUCAUUGCUAAAUUUACAUAUAGAUACAUCUGAACUCUGCUUGUC